GACUCGCCUUUUUAUUUAUGAUGAUGAUUUUUUGCUGAUUAAAGAGACGGACCUUGGUCCCGCAGGCUCCUGCUGCUGGGUGACAAGAGUCAGGGCUGCCUCUGCCUCCUCCUCCUUCCCCUUCCUCCUCCCUCCCUCUCUCUCCCCUGCCACAUUCCCUUCCUCCUUCCCUGUGUCCCCCCCCCCCUUACCCCCCAGCACCAUGGAGUUCUCUGAGAGGAGAAGAAGCAGGAAAUCCCAAAGCUUCAAACUGGGGAGCCGAGAUUAUCACCAUGAGGUGUUUAAGGCUUCAGAAUACAGCAGUGAUGUAAAUGGUGAAGCCAAAGAGACUCAACCCAUUUUUUUAGGAGAUGAAAGCAUGGAAAUUAAAAAGCAAAUUACUGGGAUGAGAAGACUACUAAAUGACAGCACUGGAAGAAUCUAUCAGCGUGUUGGCAAGGAAGGAGAAAAAUUAAAGGAAGAACCUCAAGAUUUAGACUUAGUUUGGGCUCCGCGGUUGAACUCCUCAGCAGAAGCCCGACAGACUCUUCGUCCUUCCUCAAGUGGUGCCUGGACUGAAAUAGUACCUCCAGUUGGCCAUUUCUCAGGGCAGUAUGGAACCCGAUCAAAGUCAUUCCAGAAUCAACCCAAAACUGCUAUAGGAUCCAAUGGAGAACUUCCAGUGGUGAAUUCAUCAGUUGGUUCGAACUGCUGUACUUGUAACUGCCAAUCAACAUUGCAGGCCAUUCUCCAAGAACUCAAGACCAUGAGAAAAUUAAUGCAAAUUCAAGCAGUUGGUGUCCAAAACAGACAGCAACCCCCAAUUCCCCUUAUCUGCUCCCAGCGAACUGCUGUCUCUCGCAAGAGAAAUAAAAAGAAAAAAGUGCCGCAAAAGACUGUUGAACCUCUGACUGUGAAUAAGAAGCCCAGCGAGCUAGAGAAUGAGAAGAAAACAACAGAGGCCACCGAAAGGUCUGGUCUCCAAACAGUUGAACGCAUCCCAGCUGAGGAAAAUCAUGUUUUGGGAUUUGGAAUUGUUCUUGAAUCACCUGCCUCCGAUCCAGAAGUACAACUUGCUGAAGGCUUUGAUGUGUUUAUGCCUAAAUCUCAGCUGGACUCUAUACUGUCAAACUACACUCGCUCAGGAAGCCUUCUAUUUAGAAAACUGGUGUGUGCUUUUUUUGAUGACAAGACUUUGGCUAACUCCUUACCCAAUGGGAAGAGGAAAAGAGGACUCAAUGAUAACCGGAAAGGACUUGACCAAAAUAUUGUGGGUGCAAUAAAAGUCUUCACUGAAAAGUACUGCACAGCUAACCAUGUGGAUAAACUUCCUGGCCCAAGAGACUGGGUACAGAUUCUGCAGGAUCAAAUUAAACUGGCCAGAAGAAGAUUAAAAAGAGGUUCAGCAGAGGUAGCUGACUGUGAUGAAAGACUGGACAGCAUUUCUGUACCACCAGCAGGUAAUAUUUUUGAGACCAGGACAGUGAAGUUGGAAGGUGCGGAACCAGAUUUCACUUCCUAGACCCUGACUUCUGUGACAGUUCCAUGAGCUUAUGUAAUCCUUCCUUCGGUUUGAAGUUCCUGCAAGAGCUGCAUAACUAUUUCAGGUUACUGCAAAGUGUGAAUGUGUCUGUGCAGUUUUCCCUUCAAGUUGUUUUCACAUAUUUUCUCUGUCCUGUGGAAUUAUCAAGCCACCAAGUUGUUUCAAGGUUCUCCAUCAUCACUAGACUUGAUUUAUUACUUUUUAAAUGGCCAAUAUAUUAUCCAAUUAGCUUGGUGACCAUUGUAACAGAAAAAAGUUAUCCCUUUUUUGUUUAUCAUCGUUCCCCUCAUGUGAUUGUACACAGUGGUUGAUGCUGCUUAUUUAUUUCACCUUAAACUAUAUGGUUGUAAGAUUAAAAAAAAAAAGAGAGGCCUUCCCCAGUUCUGAGGAUACCCCAGGGAAACCAAAUUUAAAUCCGUGUUUCAUUACUUUAGAAAUGAGAAAGGAAAUUCUUUUAGGUAGUCAAGAGAGCUCUUGGCUAUUGCAAAAAACUGUGUCCCCAAUAGAAGGGCAGGGAGAAUUUAGAGGUGGGGAGGAGAAACAUAUUUUAUGCUAGUAGUUUUUAUGCCUACUGCAGAGAAAUCUUUCAAACGAGCAAUUAUUUGUGAAACUUUAACCCAGUACUUAUAAUGAUAAUGAUGAUAAUAAUAGCAAUUGUGGUGUUUGUU
Messenger RNA from Tachyglossus aculeatus (Australian echidna), 2190 nucleotides. RefSeq names its product BEN domain containing 7 (gene BEND7). The transcript is spliced from 9 exons. Gene Ontology annotation, molecular function: DNA binding. The coding region runs from base 203 to 1501 and encodes 432 amino acids. The record is from RefSeq and is a predicted model, not a curated record. Lineage: Eukaryota; Metazoa; Chordata; Mammalia; Monotremata; Tachyglossidae.